CGCGCAGAUACAUAUUGGUCCUUUAUCGACUUGUUGAUUUUGAGUCACGAUGCUUCUGAGAUAUUUCAUCAUUGGACUGGCAGGCUGUCUGCUUUCAGAUUCUGUAUGGGGUGUCCCACUGCAAUCAUUGGCAGAUCCACUAAAGCAUCUAAAGGGAUUAUUUAACAUAAAUCAUCAUGAGGUUGCUGACGGAGGGGCGAAGUUCAUUAAAAUAUGGCAGAAACAUAAUUUGAAGGCUAAUGAAUCAGGCAUUAUGCUGAGUGCUAUUGUGAGAUGGUAUUUAAACUUCUUUGAAAAUCUGAAACCUCAUCAGGAUAGUAAAGCCAAGCAAGCCAUCAACACCAUUGCAAAUGGCUUGCAAGAGUGGCUGAGAUCUGACACGUACUCUUCUCUUCUCAAUGACCUCAAGGAAUUGGAGAAUAUUAAAUGGGACGAUCAAAUGAUACAGCGUAAAGCGAUUCUUGAACUUGAAGUAUUUUUAGGACAAAUGCAGGAGAUGGGAAAAAGAAGACGCAAGAGGAAUAUGCUCAGAAGACAGAAGCCUUGAAGAUAAUUUACUGCAGUUGUUGAGUAAUUCAUGGCAUCUGUAAUAAUUCAAAUUUAAUAUAUUUAUUUUUAAUUUAAUUAUUUAUAUUUACUGUAUUGACAAGUUUACAAUAAUAUUAUAAUUGCUGCUCUCUUGCAUUAGUGGACUGACUAUUUAUUAAUUAUGAAAAUUAAUUUCUAUUGAAGGUGAAACUUUUAUUAAUUUGAGUACUACUUCAAUUUGGCAGUCACCUAUCUAAAUUUAUUUGUACGUUUGAUCAAGCAUCCUAAACUGCAUGAAUCUCAUGAUAUAAAUUUUGGCGAGUUAGAGUUCUGGUAGAACUCACAACUACCUGGUAUGAUCUUGCAAAAUUUGAAGGACACACAGAAGGAAAUACUGAUUUUUUUCCAUCAAAGAGAGACUGCCAAUAUUAGUUUGUACUAAAACCUAAACUAUAAAAGUUUCACCUUUGAAAAACACAAUGACCAAAAUCUUUUUUUAAAAAAAAAGAACAUUUGUAAUCUACUUUUGUCAGAUUGGUCUCUGAAUUGUAUGAUUA
Mobula hypostoma (lesser devil ray) is the source of this 1085-nucleotide messenger RNA. RefSeq names its product interferon gamma-like. Gene Ontology annotation, molecular function: type II interferon receptor binding. Bases 50 to 547 code for a protein of 165 amino acids. NCBI's taxonomy places the organism in Eukaryota, Metazoa, Chordata, Chondrichthyes, Myliobatiformes, Myliobatidae. The record is from RefSeq and is a predicted model, not a curated record. The transcript has 4 exons. Gene Ontology annotation, cellular component: extracellular region. Gene Ontology annotation, biological process: immune response.